Aedes aegypti (yellow fever mosquito) is the source of this 1026-nucleotide messenger RNA. RefSeq lists its product as uncharacterized. Bases 362 to 754 code for a protein of 130 amino acids. The transcript has 3 exons. The record is from RefSeq and is a predicted model, not a curated record. NCBI's taxonomy places the organism in Eukaryota, Metazoa, Arthropoda, Insecta, Diptera, Culicidae.
CUUCGAGCAGGACCCAGAUGCUUCUCCCCCAGCAAAGUUCAAAGUUGUUUUCGCUGCACACGACUGUCCGUAAAAACAGCGGCCGCGCAGCAGUGAACAAGUACUCAACAUCAGUUCAACAGUGAAAACUUCAAAGUGCACCCGACAAAGAACGCAAAACAGUGAAAAAAUAUUAAAUUGCAAUACCAGCUCUUGGUGAAAAGUGUUCUUGUGUUUCUCCCACGCGUAAAUCUAAUUAACUUCAACGGAGUAUCGCCUCAUCCAUUUGCAAUCAAAAGAAGAACACGAGAAUCCGCUUAUCUUUUCGCCAGAAGAAGGGGUCAUAAAUUACAAUCAGCAUAAGCGGAACGAAAACGACGAAAUGAGCUCCAAUCUAACGCAAACAGUCUUAACGGUGCUGAACGUCACCACCAUGAAGAAUACGACCGAAUCUGGCCUGGGAGCGGAGGUGCCUGAUAACAAACACUAUCCCGGCAAUUCGGAAAGCCUGAACUUCCUAUUCAUUCCACUGGCUGUCCUCAUUACCGUGAUGCUCCUAUCAGUUAUGGUGUACCUAAUGGCCAGGAAGAAGCAUAAGAUCUUCCACAAGCAUGCCUACGUGCCGAGCUUCUCGUUCGAUUCGUCGGAUCUCGAAGACGACAAUGACCUGGAAACGGAACACUUACUGAAAGGUAAGCUUCGCCUAGAUGAACCGUACUUCAAAGGAAUCAAUAGUAGCCGAACAUACACCAGUGGCAAUGAACUGUACGCUUAAAGAAGGCUGAAGCAACAGCUUGAUAAUCUCUACGCCUCCUGAAGAAGAUGCCAUAAUUGAUGCUGGUCCAAUCGACUGGUAUUAGCCGCUCAUGUUAGUAUUACGAGUUAGUAUUUAUUCGCAACCCAGGCAUACACGAACACCAAAAAAAUAAUCCAUUUAUUUUAUGUGAUAAGUGCUUUUUUCUUAUUAUUGUUUAUUGUUACCAAUUUGUCUCUUUGGAAUCUACCAUACUAUUAUUAUAGUAAAAAAAUAAGCUGUGCUUUGACUAA